UCUCUCUCUCUCUCUCUCUCUCUCUCACAAACACUGAAACACACACACACACACACGGGCGCUGUUCGAGGCUCUUCCGAUAGAGGAGCGCGGCGAAACCCUAGAUCGGGAGAUGCGUGUUUCGGUGAUUUGGCCGUAAUCGUUGUAGGGAUACUUCGAAGUGUUCUCGGAGUGGAUUUGAUCGAGGUCGAACUACGGGCAACUGGACAGGAUGUCGUCGCCAUACCCUGUGCUCAACAACAAGCCAAUCGAUCAAUGGAAGGUUACCGAGUUAAAGGAGGAGCUGAGGAGAAGGAAAUUGCCAAUAAAGGGCUUGAAAGAUGAUCUGAUCAGGCGGCUGGAUGAAGCGCUUCGUAUCGAGGCAGCACCAACAGAAGAAGAAGAAGAAGAAGAAAUGGAUAAUGGGGUUAACCUUAAUUCAGAUCCCCAGGAUUAUGUUGAGAAGGAAGAAGCACAGCUGGUGGUGAAAGAUCAUACAGAGGUUGUUCCUGAUAAAGUUGUUGAAAUAGAUGGAGGUGCAAAAACAGAUGGCACUGUUGAGAGCACGUCAGAAGUCAAGGAAGAAAUCAAAUUUGAAGAUGCAAAUACGGUGCCUCCUACGGAACCGGACGCAACAGCCGAGAUCACUUCAGAAGUCAAGGAAGAAAUCAAAUUUGAAGAUGCAAAUAUGGUGCCUCCUACAGAACCGGACUUAGCAGCCGAGAGCACUUCAGAAGUCAAGGAAGAAAUCAAAUUUGAAGAUGCCAAUAUGGUGUCUCCUACAGAACCGGAUGCAGCAGCCGAGAGUACCCCAGAAGUCAAAGAAAUCAAAUUUGAAGAUCCAAAUUUAGCGCCUGCUACAGAACCAGCAAUAGAGAGCAGUUCAGAUGUCAAAGGAGAAAUCAAAUUUGAAGAUAGUUAUACCAGGCCUUAUACAGAACCAGAUGCGUCAGUUGCGGAAAAAGCAGUUGAGGAAAUGGAGGUUGAGUCAAAUAUCUUGCAAGAAACUACAACUAAUAUUGCAACCGACAAUUAUGAUUCUGCUGGCCAGGGUUCAAACUUUGAUGACGAGCGCGAGCAUACUGAUCCCGCCAAUGAGGAUAGCAAGCCCAUCGCCACUGAACCAAACAAUCAGGUAUCUGAGGUUAGCCCAGACUUAGGGUCUAUAGUAAAGUGUGAGUCAAUUUCUACUGAAUCUAUGUCAAUUACUGAAAAGAAUAAUAAUCUUAAGGGUAAUUUGAAUGCUGAUAACUUUGAUUUAGAGCUAGAUGUUGUUAAGCCGGAGAUGGUGCAACAGCCAUCGUCCAGCAUUCCUCCUCCCUUAGAUGGCGAUUUACAUCCAAAGGAUGGUGGUGAUGACAAAGAGCCUGUUAAGGAACAGGCCUCUUUGGAAGAAAUAGAUUACAAAUGUACUGCUACCACUAAUGUGGAGUCUAGCAAGAAAGAUGAUAGUGCUGAUGGAGGUUCUCCAGAGAAAUUAAACCUAGACAGGAGCUCAAGUGAGGAGUCAAUGGAGGAGGAUGUGACCGAAAAUAAGAAUGUCAUCGAGUCCAAUAUUAAGUGUAUGGAAGAAAAGAGAGAGGAGCAUGAUGUGAAGGAUGAGGUCCUGCCUGAUGCUGGCAUCAGCAGGCCAUCGUCUGUCAAGAAUGAUGUUGUUGAAGAGAGGAAACCUAGAGUGGAAGCUUCUAUCGAAAAGAGGAAACUUGAAGAAGGUGCUGGGACUAAUGAGACUGUCAAGCGGCAGCGAAGAUGGAACUCUGACAAUGUCAAAGUUUCAGAGGGAAAGGCACCUAAUCUCAGUGUUUCUAAUGCACUUGAUGAGGCAUCUAUACCUACCAUCAAACGCACUUUUACCAGAUCUGACUCUGCAAUCAGUGAGGAUUCACCAAAGGAGCGCAUUGUACCGCCAUCUCUGAAGCCUCCUACAACUUCCCUGAGAAUCGAUCGUUUUGUGCGCCCCUUUACUUUGAGAGCAGUGCAGGAGCUGCUAGCAAAAACUGGAUCUGUUUGUAGUUUCUGGAUGGAUCAUAUCAAGACCCACUGCUAUGUGACAUACUCAUCAGCGGAGGAAGCAAUAGCCACUCGUAACGCUGUGUACAAUCUUCAGUGGCCCCCCAACGGCGGAAACCAUCUGAUAGCUGAGUUUGUGGACCCGCAGGAUGUAAAGCUUCGGGUGGAAGCCCCUCCGCAAUCUCCAGCACCCAUAACUCCCACCCAAACAACACCAAGAGCCGCUCCCUUUCAACAAGCCCAAGCCAGUAACCAAACUUUUCCUUCCCGAACUACCCCCAGGCAGCAGCAGCAACAGCAGCAGCUACCUCCGCCUCCCAUUCCUGCGCCGCCACCUCUUUCUGACCCGCCUUUCCCUAGAGAAAGACUCCCACCUCCUCCCCCUAUGAAAAAGCCCGAACCUCCUGUGCUGACUCUUGAUGAUCUGUUUAAGAAGACGAAGGCUGCGCCAAGGAUUUACUACUUACCUUUGUCGGAAGAGCAGGUGGCGGCUAAACUAGCUGCUCAAGGGAGAGGCGCUAAGGAGUAAUCUACCCUUCCUUCUUUCAGUCUGUCGUCAAAAUAGUUCGUCCGUGGGGUCUUUGAGGCAGCAGUUUUCCGACGGGAGAUUGUUUGAUUUCUCUUCUCAUGUGACUUUCGGUUCCAAAUGCAUCCGUGGUUUUGGAGCCACGUAUUGUGGUCAAUGGUUGAAUUGUAUGUGGACAAUAUAAUGCAGGAGCUUGUUAGGUUUUUAGCUAAGCAUGAACAAAAGUUAAAACUUGUAUUCUCCAUAUUCAAGUUUGAAAGUUCAAAAAGCUUCUUUACAAAUUC
This is a messenger RNA of Ananas comosus (pineapple), 2799 nucleotides long. Its product is annotated as apoptotic chromatin condensation inducer in the nucleus-like. NCBI's taxonomy places the organism in Eukaryota, Viridiplantae, Streptophyta, Magnoliopsida, Poales, Bromeliaceae. Gene Ontology annotation, molecular function: nucleic acid binding. The transcript is spliced from 7 exons. The coding region runs from base 212 to 2518 and encodes 768 amino acids. The record is from RefSeq and is a predicted model, not a curated record.